Gymnodraco acuticeps is the source of this 19083-nucleotide messenger RNA. RefSeq names its product plectin-like. Gene Ontology annotation, biological process: intermediate filament cytoskeleton organization; hemidesmosome assembly; wound healing. Gene Ontology annotation, cellular component: focal adhesion; sarcolemma; cytoplasm. Lineage: Eukaryota; Metazoa; Chordata; Actinopteri; Perciformes; Bathydraconidae. Gene Ontology annotation, molecular function: cadherin binding; ankyrin binding; structural constituent of cytoskeleton. The record is from RefSeq and is a predicted model, not a curated record. The coding region runs from base 354 to 17315 and encodes 5653 amino acids. The transcript has 35 exons.
GCCUCUCUUCCAUUCUGUCAUUGCCAUCUCGGCAGUACGGAGACUGUUCAUUCCCAGCCUCGCUGAAUGCAGGGGGGGACAGCACACUUUUGACUUUGUUUAAGUCAGAUUUCGCAUUGGAAUACUCUUUUUCUUCACGAUACCCAAGGGAUCAGCAAGAACAAGAGGUAAAGAAAGUAAGAAAAAAAAGGAUUUCUACUUCUAUUUUUUUUAUAAUUGAAUUGAGAAGCACGUGACAGCCGGUUUUGCCACUGGAUUCUUUCACACAAGACGUGAGAUUGUCUUUUUUAACUUCCUUUUCAUAUUGUACUUUUCACUUUUACUUUGAGAGAGCAUACUGACACUAAAGCACAAUGGUUGCUGGAAUGUUGAUGCCCUUAAGGGACCUGAGGGCCAUCUAUGAGUUGCUGUUUAAAGAUGGUGUCAUGGUGGCCAAGAAGGACAAGAGGCCUCAGAUCAAACACCCCGAGAUUGAAAGUGUUAGUAACCUACAAGUCAUGCGUGCCAUGGUGUCUCUUAAGUCUCGGGGCUAUGUGAAGGAGACAUUUGCCUGGAGACAUUUCUACUGGUACCUGACCAAUGAGGGCAUUGUUUACCUGCGUGACUACCUCCGCCUGCCCUCUGAGAUUGUUCCUGCAUCCCUGCAGAGGACCAGGAAGCCGGCUGCCACCAUGACCUUUGCUCAACAGGCUGCACGGGUCCAAACUGUAGAAGGUCCUACAUCUUAUGUCCCUAAGCCUGGACGCAGGGGUGAAGAAGAGAGCCAAGAGUCUCAUGCUGAGCGUCAAGGCUACCGCCAUAGGAUGAUGGGUCCUGGAGAAAAAGAAACCUACUCUGAUAGGACCCCCAGGUUUAGGGGUCGUCCACUGGCUGCAGAACCAGUCAGUCCUAAAGCAUCAUGGGAAGUGGAGGACCAGCCUCAGCCUCUGUAUAGAAGGGGGGGCGGCUUCAGAAAUGAGGAAGCAGUGAUGGAGGAGAGCAGGGUAAAAAGAGUCUCUCGUCAACAAGCUGAUGUGAGCAUUGAGAAAGUUGCAACAACACCACAGGAGAAAAAAGUGCCUGAAAAGAUAAUGGCACCAAUGUCCGUCCAGAAUCAAAGAGCAGUUUUGAAACAUGUUGAGACCACUGUGCAAUCAGCAGCCUUCAAACCAGCCCUACCAUUAUCUGUGGCUGCUGUCGCUGUGGCUACAGGUGCUGCAACAUCAAAGCUUCCAGCUGAAUCCUCUACUCCCAAAACAAAUAAAGAGAUGAUUGCAGAUGAAAAAGCUUCCACGAAGACAAGUCAAAUGGUGACAAGCAGUUGGGCUAUCACAACACUUGAGGAAACAGAGGUCAAAGAGGAGAAGACAAAAAGGGUGGUUGUGGAACCAAUUCAAUCUGCACAGGUAAAGCCCAAAGUUGAAAUGGCAAUGGAUGAAGUAGAGCCCCAAGCAGUUCUUACAAUGGUUGACGCUAAGAAAACCACCAGUUUUCUCACUGAAACUGCUCCUCCUUUCAUCACAAAACCUGACAAUAAAGAUGUCAAAGAAAAGAAGACCAAAAAUGUGUUUGUGGAACCAGCUAAACCUGCAGAUGUCAAGGCAACACCUGAAAAAGCAAGUGAUGACAAAAAGGCCCAGGUAGUUAUCACAACGUCUGCUGCUCAGGAAACCUCUAAGCUCACCCCUGUCAAUAUAGAUGUCAAGAAAGAAAAGCCUAAGGGAGAAAAGGUUGAUAAGGAACCAAUCAAGCCUACAGAAGUGACCCCAGUUGAAUGCAAAAUAGAUCAAGAGAAGGCCAAGAUAACUGCCAAAGUGACAGUCACUCAGGAGACCACCAAACCCCCACCGGACAGUACGGCCAAUGAGCCAGUGUUGUCCACUGAUGCAGUGAAGGAGAUCUCUAAAGUUAAAGUGGUACAGGAGCCCAUUGAUACUAAAGUGACCAAGACUGAUGAGUCACACCAGCAAACUACUAUUGUGACAAAGUCAAUACAUGAGGUUAAAACUACCAUUACUACAACACAUCUCUUUGAAACUACUGCCAGCUCUCAAGCUACAAAACCUCUCAAGGGGAAUGCUACAGUAACUGAGAUUAUCACAAAAGAGAAACACACAGAUGUGAAAGAGACUCCUCAGGUCAAGAAAGAUGUAAAAUUAGUGGCAGAAGAAGUACUUAAAGUCUCCGCACCGGGGGUCACAUUAGGAGAAAAAGUCUCCUGUUCACCUCAGCUCAGUCAAAAUGUUGCCCCCAUGCAAGUGGCAAUAGAAACACAGCAGGCUGUUGAAGGGAGCUCUAAAUCAAAAAGAAAGAAAAAGAAAUCUCCAGGUGAGAAAUCCAAGAGUUUCGAUGCUGAGGAGCUUCCUGACUCAAAGGGGGGAAAGGAGAAAACCCCUGAGGGGGUCGCUAAAAAUACCCUUAAACCCGAAACAGUGAUGACCUCAGAGACACUGACCGUGUGUACCAGCAUCAAGACUGAGGGACCUAUAGGGGGAAAUAAUACUCAGGCUAAAAUAGAUGUUAAUGGGGGGGAAAUAAAGGAAGUCCCUAAACAACUUAAUGAGAAGCCACUAAUGGAAGUCCCUAAACAAACUGAAGCAGCAUUACUGCCAGUAGAUAGGGUCCCAGCAGUGCCCCCAGUGGAGCUUUCAGUCGAUGCACAACAGAAAGAGAAGGUGGAGAAAAGCAGUGUCAGCAAAAUAACACAUGAAUCAUUAUACUCCAAGGACAAGGCAAAUACCAACUUGCCUCAUAUGGAGCCAGUGAAAACGGAGGAAAUAACUGUCACUAAAGUAGAAACGGUGUCUGUGCAGAAAAACCCCCAAAUAGAGCUUAUACAAGCAAGUCAUAACUCUGCACCAGAAUCUCAAAAACUCACAGUUGAGACUAAAUCCCUAAUUGCCAAAGAAAAAGCUGCAGAGGAGUCUUCAAAGGGAAAGAAGAAAGGGAGAGGGAAAAAGCAGGCUCAGGCGACAUUAUCAGACACCUCAAACACAAAACAGGCCUCUUUGCCUGAAGCAGAACCUUUGCUGUCCACUGACAAUACAUCAUUGCCCAAGGCCACAGUUAAAGUCAGCCGUGUCACGACCUCCGAACUGACAGAACUGAAUGUUUCUCCAAAGAUGGCUCCUGAAAGAAUGUGCAGUGAGGAAACCAGGCGGACAGCAGCUGUGCUGUGUGAGGCCCCGGCAGACAAAGAGGAGGUGGAGCCAGCCCCGCUCUUUGCAGAAAAAGUCAAGCGGGAGGUUCCGAAACCAAAAACAUCCUCCACUGCGAGGGAAGCACCCGCAGCCGGAGAAUUAGCGUCAGCAGCACCAGCAGUAACAGCACAGGCAGCUGUAGCUCCGACACAGACCAGCCCCCUCCACAAGCAAGAGGAGCCUCCCAUAGUUUCACAACAUUCAGCCAGUAAGGCAGCAGAGCGCUGCACAGAGAAAAGGCUCUCUGCUUCUCAGGCCUUAAAGCAGGAGGAAGAGAAGAAGAGUGACUCGAAGAAGGACACACCCUCUGCCAUUGCCACAUCCGCCUCUGCCCAAACUGACCAGCUUCACCUGGGGGACACCUGCGAGUCUGAAAAUCCCGAAACAGAAGAGGCCGACAUGAAGAGGAAAAUUGUAGUAGUUGAGGAGAUAGUCGAGGUGAAACAUGUUGUUAGUCCUGAGGCAAGCGGGCAUCAAUCACCACCUCCAACUGAACAACCUGUGGAGGGAGGGGAGGAACUGGACCUGGAUGUUCUGGAAGCAAUCGCCAUCAAGCGGUCACUUUUGGCAGGGUCACCGGGAGCCUCAUCUGAUGAAGAAUGGGACCACGCGUUGGACGAGCCAGAGGAGAAGACAUGGCCUCAAUUCAUUGAAGAUGAACGAGAUCGAGUACAGAAAAAGACCUUCACCAAAUGGGUCAACAAGCACUUGAUAAAGCAUCAGAGGGCAGAGUCGCAGCGUCAUGUGACAGACCUGUAUGAAGACCUUCGAGAUGGACAUAACCUGAUCUCCCUGCUGGAGGUCCUCUCCGGGGACACGCUGCCCAGGGAAAAGGGUCGCAUGCGAUUCCACAAACUGCAGAAUGUACAGAUAGCACUGGACUUCCUCAGACACAGACAGGUCAAGCUGGUUAACAUCAGAAACGACGACAUCGCAGAUGGGAACCCCAAGCUGACCCUGGGCCUAAUAUGGACCAUCAUUCUCCACUUCCAGGUCUCCUCCUCUAUCUCAGAUAUUCAGAUCAUUGGCCUGUCAGAGGACAUGACGGCCAAGGAGAAGCUGCUGUGCUGGUCCCAGAGGAUGACGGACGACUACCAGAACAUCCGCUGUGACAACUUCACCACCAGCUGGAGGGACGGCAAGCUCUUCAACGCUGUCAUCCACAAACACCAUCCCAGACUCAUUGACAUGGGCAGAGUGUACCAACAGUCCAACCAAGAGAACCUGGAACAAGCCUUCAAUGUGGCGGAGAGAGACCUGGGAGUGACACGCCUCCUGGACCCCGAGGAUGUGGAUGUUCCACACCCUGACGAGAAGUCCAUCAUCACUUACGUAUCAUCCCUGUAUGAUGUCAUGCCAAGGAUGGAUGUACAUGAUGGCGCCAGAUCUAGCGAGCUGGAGCUGCGCUGGCAGGAAUACUACGAGCUGGUGACUCUUCUGCUCCAGUGGAUCCGCCACCAUGUCACGAUCUUCGGGGAGAGGAAGUUCCCCGGCAGCUAUGAGGAGAUCGAGAUUAUUUGGCGCCAGUUUUCAAAGUUCAAGGAGACCGAGCUGCCAGUGAAAGAGACUGACAAGAACCGGACUAAACACAUCUACCAGACCUUUGAGAGUGCCGUGCAGGCUGGUCAGGUGAAGGUCCCUCCGGGCUACCAUCCCAUUGAUGUGGAGAAAGAAUGGGGUCGACUUCACGUGGCCAUCCUGGAAAGAGAACGGCUGCUCAGGAUAGAGUUUGAGAGACUUGAGAGGCUCCAGAGGAUUGUCACUAAAGUCCAGAUGGAGUCAGGGACUUGCGAUACGCAACUCAGCCACUUGGAGGCCCUGCUGCAGACGGACAUCCGUCUGCUGAAUGCAGGGAAACCAGCUCAGCACGCAGCAGAAGUGGAUAGGGAGCUGGACAACGCUGAAAAGCAGGUCCGCCUUCUCUUCAACGAUGUGCAGGUUCUUAAGGACGAGCGCCACCCUCAGGCCGAGCAGAUGUACCGCAGGGUUUACCGCAUCCAUGAGCGCCUGGUGAACCUGCGCACCGACUACAACCUCCGCCUGAAGUCCUCCGUCACCACUUCCCAUGUCACCAGGACCAGUUCCAAUACCAUCCAGCAGAGCUCCUCGAAGGUGCGGCCUGAUAAGGACGAUGUGACCCUUCACUAUCUCAAAGACCUCCUAAUCUGGGUGGAAGAGAACCAAAUCCGCAUCAACGAGUCCGAGUGGGGCUCUGAUCUGCCCUCGGUGGAGUCCCAGCUGGGCAGCCACAGAGGUCUGCACCAGACUAUAGAGGACUUCCGCGCCAAGAUUGAACGGGCGAGGGCUGACGAGAGCCAGAUUUCUCCAGUCAGCAAGGGCGCGUACAGAGAUUACAUGGGUAAACUGGACCUUCACUAUGGAAAACUUCUGAACUCUUCCAAGUCCCGUCUGAGGAACUUAGAUUCGCUCCACGCCUUCAUCAGCGCUUCCACUAAGGAACUGAUGUGGUUAAACGACAAGGAAGAGGAGGAAGUCAACUUUGACUGGAGCGACAAGAACCCCAACAUGACGGCUAAGAAAGACAACUACUCGGGUCUAAUGCGAGAGCUGGAGCUGAGGGAGAAGAAAGUCAACGAUCUGCAGGCCAUGGGAGAGAGGCUGGUCAGGGAUGGACAUCCUGGCAAGAAGACUGUUGAGGACUUCACCGCUGCCCUGCAGACUCAGUGGAGCUGGAUCCUUCAGCUGUGCUGCUGUAUUGAGGCUCAUCUCAAAGAAAACACAGCAUACUACCAGUUCUUUGCCGAUGUUAAAGAAGCUCAGGACAAGAUGAAGAAGAUGCAAGAGAACAUGAAGAAGAAGUACAGUUGUGAUCGCACCACCACAGCCACACGCCUGGAAGACCUGCUGCAGGAUGCUGUGGAGGAGAAGGAACUGCUGAAUGAAUACAAGACUCUUGCGACCAGUCUGAACAAGAGAGCCAAGUCCAUUAUUCAGCUGAAGCCACGCAACCCCACCACCUCCAUCCAAGGCAAACUGCCCAUCCAGGCUGUGUGUGACUUCAAGCAACAGGAGAUCACUGUGCACAAAGGAGACGAGUGCGCGCUCCUCAACAACUCGCAGCCCUUCAAGUGGAAGGUCCUGAACCACUCCGGAAACGAGGCGGUGGUGCCCUCCGUCUGCUUCAUGGUGCCUCCGGUCAACAAGGAGGCAGUGGACGGCGUGUCCAGUCUGGAUACAGGUUAUCAGCAGAUAGUUACCAUGUGGCAGACGCUCCACAUAGACAUGAAGAGCUUGCUGUCAUGGCAGUAUCUGAUGAGAGACUUCAAACUGAUCCGCUCCUGGAACAUUAUCAUGUUAAAGUCCAUGAAGCCUGAGGAGUACCGGCUGAUGAUGAGGAACCUGGAGCUCCACUACCAGGACUACAUGCGCGACAGCCAGGACUCGCAGCUCUUCGGCCCCGACGACCGCAUGCAGGUGGAGGGAGACUUCACCAACUCCACCCAGCAUUUCGACAGCCUGCUGCGCUCCAUGGAGAAAGGUCAGCAGGAUGAGACUCUGUGCAAGAACUACAUCUCUGAGAUCAAGGACCUGCGGGUGCGCAUCGAGGACUGCGAGACUUCCACCUUGGCUCGCAUACGCAAACCUGUGGAGAAGGAACCUCUGAAGGAAUGUAACCAGAAGACAACAGACCAGAAGAAAUGCCAGGUGAAGCUCGAGAGCCUCAAAAAGGACCUUGUUAAGGUCUCUGUGAAGACAGAAGAGGUGCUGGCCUCCCCUCAGAAGUCUGUCUCCGCUCCCGUCCUGCGCUCAGAGCUCGACCUCACCGUGCAGAAGAUGGAUCACGCCCACAUGCUCUCCUCCGUUUAUCUGGAGAAGCUGAAGACCGUGGAAAUGGUGAUCCGUAACACGCAGGGUGCUGAGGGAGUGCUCAAGCAGUACGAGGACUGUCUGCGCGAGGUCCACACCGUGCCCAGCGACGCCAAGGAAGUAGAGAGUUACAGAGCAAAGCUCAAGAAAAUGCGAGCUGAAGCUGAGGGCGAACAGCCAGUGUUUGACUCUCUGGAAGAAGAGCUGCAGAAGGCCACCACAGUGAGCGAAAAGAUGUCUCGUGUGCACAGCGAGCGCGACAUCGAGCUGGACCACUUCCGCCAGAACGUGUCUGGUCUUCAGGACCGCUGGAAGGCCGUGUUCACCCAGAUGGAAAUUCGCCACAGGGAGCUGGAGCAGCUCGGCCGCCAGCUCGGCUACUAUCACGAGAGCUACGAUUGGCUGAUCCACUGGAUCACUGACGCUAAGGAAAGGCAGGAGAACAUCCAAGCUGUGUCCAUCACCGACAGCAAAACUCUAAAAGAACAACUGUCACAGGAGAAGAAACUGCUGGAGGAGAUUGAGAACAACAAAGAAAACGUUGACGAGUGUCAGAAAUAUGCCAAAGCAUACAUCAAUUCUAUUAAGGACUAUGAACUCCAGCUGGUCGCCUACAAUGCUAAAGCGGAUCCCCAUGCGUCUCCCUUGAAGAAAACCAAAAUGGAUUCUGCUUCUGACAACAUCAUUCAGGAGUAUGUAACCCUGAGGACCCGGUACAGUGAGCUGAUGACGCUGACUAGUCAGUACAUCAAGUUCAUCACCGAAACGCAGCGCCGCCUGGAGGAUGAGGAGAAAGCUGCAAAGAUACUCAAAGCGGAAGAGCAGAAAAAAAUGGCCGAUCUGCAGGCCGAGUUAGACAAACAGAAGAAGUUAGCCGAAGCUCACGCAAAGGCCAUUGCCAAAGCUGAGAAAGAAGCUGAUGAGCUGAAGUACCAGAUGAAGCAAGAGGUUAGCAAGAGAGAGGUUGCUGCCUUAGAUGCAGAAAACCAAAAGAAAAACAUUGAGCUGGAACUUCAUGAGCUCAAAAAUCUCUCAGAGCAGCAGAUCAACGACAAAAGUCAACUUGUGGAUGAUGCUCUUCAAAGCAGGACCAAGAUCGAGGAGGAAAUCUACAUUAUCAGGAUCCAACUGGAGACAACAUUAAAUCAAAAGUCUACUGCGGAAACUGAGCUCAAGCAGCUUCGUGAAAAAGCAGCCGAAGCUGAGAGACUCAGAAAGCUUGCUCAGGAAGAAGCUGAAAAGCUCCACAAACAAGUCAUUGAAGAGACCCAGAAAAAGCGCACAGCAGAGGAAGAACUCAAACGCAAAUCUGAAGCAGAGAAAGAAGCUGCUAAGCAAAAGCAAAAAGCUCUGGAAGACCUUGAAAACCUCAAGAUGCAGGCGGAAGAGGCUGAAAGGAAAGUGAAGCAAGCCCAGAUUGAAAAGGAGAAACAAAUCCAGAUUGCUCACGUGGCAGCCGAGAAGAGCGCCACAGCAGAACUCCAGAGCACGCAAAGAUCCUUUGUCGAAAAGACCUCGAAGCUGGAAGAAUCGCUCAAACAAGAGCAUGGCACUGUCCUGCAGCUGCAACAAGAAGCGGCACAUCUCAAGAAACAACAGGAAGAUGCGUUAAAAGCCAGAGAAGAGGCAGAAAAAGAGCUUGAUAAAUGGAGACAAAAAGCUAACGAGGCCCUCCGUCUAAGGCUGCAGGCUGAGGAAGAGGCUCACAAAAAGAGCCUCGCUCAGGAAGAGGCUGAGAAACAAAAGGAGGAGGCUGAACGUGAGGCAAAAAAGAGAGCCAAAGCUGAAGAGUCUGCGCUUAAGCAAAAAGAGAUGGCAGAGAAAGAACUUGAGAGGCAGAGGAAGGUUGCUGACAGCACAGCUCAGCAGAAACUCACUGCCGAACAGGAACUGAUUCGCCUUAGGGCCGAAUUUGACAACGCGGAACAGCAGAGAUCGCUCCUUGAAGAUGAACUUUACCGCCUGAAGAAUGAAGUCAUUGCAGCGCAACAGCAAAGAAAACAGCUGGAGGAUGAACUUGCCAAAAUGAGGAGCGAAAUGGAAAUUCUCAUUCAGCUAAAGUCCAAGGCCGAAAAAGAGACCAUGUCCAACACGGAGAAGAGCAAGAUGCUCCUUGAUGCUGAAGCCUCCAAGAUGAGGGACGUGGCUGAGGAAGCAGGCAAGCUAAGAGCCAUCGCAGAGGAAGCCAAGUAUCAGAGGCAAAUUGCUGAGGAAGAGGCAGCCCGUCAGAGAGCAGAGGCUGAGAGGAUUCUCAAAGAGAAACUGGCUGCGAUCAGCGAGGCCACUCGUUUAAAGACAGAAGCUGAAAUUGCCUUGAAAGAAAAAGAGGCAGAAAAUGAGAGACUCCGGCGGGCAGCUGAAGAUGAGGCUUACCAGAGGAAAGCUCUUGAAGACGAGGCCAACCAGCACAAGAAAGAGAUCGAGGAAAAGAUCGUCCAACUCAAAAAAUCAUCUCAGGCUGAAAUGGAAAGGCAAAAGGCAAUGGUGGAUGACACACUGAAACAGAGACGCGUUGUCGAAGAAGAAAUCCGAAUUCUCAAGCUCAACUUUGAGAAGGCUUCGUCUGGAAAACUUGAUCUGGAACUAGAACUCAAUAAACUGAAGAACAUUGCAGAGGAAACUCAACAAAGCAAACUAAGAGCAGAGGAGGAGGCAGAGAAACAAAGGAAGCUUGCCAUGGAGGAGGAGAGGAGGCGGAGGGAAGCGGAGGAAACGGUUAAGAAGAUCACUGCCGCAGAGAAAGAGGCUGGCCGACAACGCAAAAUCGCCCAAGAUGAGCUUGAUCGUCUGAAGAAGAAGGCCGAAGAAGCCAGAAAGCAGAAAGACGAGGCCGACUCUGAAGCUGAAAAACAGAUUGUUGCUGCCUCACAAGCAGCACUGAAAUGCAGUACAGCUGAACAACAAGUCCAAAGUGUCCUUGCCCAACAGAAGGAGGAUAGCAUGAUGCAUAAGAAGCUCCAGCAAGAGUACGAAAAAGCCAAGAAACUUGCCAAAGAGGCAAAGGCUGCUAAGGAGAAGGCAGAAAAGGAGGCAGUCCUCCUCCGCAAACAAGCAGAGGAAGCAGAAUCUCAGAAGGCAGCUGCUGAGAAAGAAGCUGCAAUCCAAGCCAAAGCUCAAGAGGAUGCAGAGAGGUUAAGAAAAGAGGCUGAAUUUGAAGCUGCAAAACGCGCACAAGCUGAAAAUGCAGCACUCGAGCAGAAGAAGAAAGCCGAUGCCGAAAUGGCAAAGCACAAAAAACUUGCAGAGCAAACACUGAAACAGAAGUUCCAAGUGGAGCAAGAGCUCACAAAGGUUAAACUCAAGCUGGACGAUACUGACAAACAGAAAGAUCUCCUGGAUGACGAGCUGCAGCGUUUGAAGGAUGAGGUCGAUGAUGCAGUCAAACAAAGGGGCCAGGUCGAGGAGGAGCUGUUCAAAGUCAAGGUUCAGAUGGAGGAGCUACUCAAAGUGAAACUCAAGAUAGAGAAGGAAAAUCAACUCCUCAUCAAGAAAGACAAAGAUAAGGCACAGCAAUUACUUGCAGAGGAGGCUGAAAAUAUGAAAAGGCUCGCAAAGGAUGCUGCUAUACUAAGCUUAGAAUCCCAAGAGGCUUCUCGCUUGAGACAGAUUGCAGAGGAGGACCUUGUUCAGCAACGAGCUCUUGCAGAGAAAAUGCUCAAAGAGAAAAUGCAGGCCAUACAGGAGGCCUCUAGACUUAAAGCUGAGGCCGAGCUGCUCCAAAGACAAAAGGACUUGGCUCAGGAGCAGGCACAAAGGCUGCUGGAGGAUAAGGAACUCAUGCAAAAGCGCCUGGAUGAGGAAACAGAGGAAUACCAGAAGUCCCUUGAGGCAGAGAGGAAGCGGCAACUGGAGAUCGUAGCGGAGGCCGAAAAACUCAAACUUCAGGUUUCUCAGCUCAGCGUAGCUCAGGCCAAAGCUGAGGAGGAGGCUAAGAAAUUCAAGAAACAAGCUGAUAACAUUGCUGCCCGUCUUCUUGAGACUGAGAUUGCCACCAAAGACAAAAUUACCGUAGUGCAACAACUGGAAGUCGAGAGACGUAAUACCAGCAAAGAGGCUGACGAUUUACGUAACGCAAUCGCAAACCUAGAGACGGAGAAGGCUAGACUGAAAAAGGACGCAGAAGAACUUCAAAAUAAGUCUAAAGAGAUGGCUGAUGCACAGAUGAAACAAAUCGAACACGAGAAGACAAUGCUCCAGCAGACGUUCCUGACAGAAAAGGAGAUGCUUUUGAAGAAAGAGAGGCUUAUUGAAGAUGAGAAAAAGAGGCUGGAGAGCCAGUAUGAAGAAGAAGCCAAAAAGGCCAAAGCUCUUAAAGAUGAACAGGAACGCCAGAGGAAACUGAUGGAGGAGGAGAAGAAGAAGCUCCAUGCUACCAUGGAUGAGGCCCUCAGUAAACAAAAAGAGGCUGAAAGAGAAAUGCUCAACAAGCAAAAAGAAAUGCAGGAACUGGAGAAGAAGAGACUAGAGCAGGAAAAAGUUCUUGCAGAAGAGAACAAGAAAUUGCGCGACCAGCUGCAGCAGCUUGAGGAAGCACAGAAAGACAAAAACACUCAAGUCAUCAGUGCAACAACAGUUGAGACAACGAAUAAUGUUUACAAUGGUCAAAAUGUAGGUGAUUUAGUAGACAGUGUGGAGAAGAAACCAGAUCCUCUGUCUUUUGACGGCAUCCGUGAUAAGGUACCUGCAAGCCGACUUCAUGAUGUCGGCCUUUUAUCCAAGAAGGAGUUUGACAAGCUCAAAAAAGGCAAAGCCACUGUGCAACAGCUUGGUGAGACUCAAAAACUCAAACUAAUUCUUAAAGGAAAGGACUGCAUUGCUGGAGUUCUGACACCAUCUAAACAAAAAAUGUCCAUCUAUCAAGCAUCACAAGAGAAGAAGAUUACUCCAGGCACAGCGAUGAUCCUUCUUGAAGCCCAAGCAGCCACAGGCUACAUGUUAGACCCUAUUAAGAACAAGAAACUUUCUGUCAAUGAGGCUGUCAAGGAAGGGUUGAUUGGCCCUGAACUGCACAACAAAAUGCUUUCUGCUGAAAGGGCAGUUGUUGGCUACAAAGAUCCAUACACCGGUGGUAAGAUCUCUGUCUUUGAAGCUAUGAAGAAGGGUUUGCUGGAACAUGAUCAUGCCAUCAGGGUCCUUGAGGCUCAGCUUGCAACCGGUGGCAUCGUCGACCCUAUAAAUAGUCACCGUGUACCCAAUCAAACAGCCUACACACAGGGACAAUAUGAUGAUGAAAUGAACAAGAUUAUGGUAAAUCCUUCAGAUGACACAAAGGGAUACUUUGACCCCAGCACUCAGGAACCCUUGACAUAUUCUGAGCUGAUGACGAGAUGCACGACUGACCCUGACACCGGUGUGCUACUCCUGCCAAUCACAGACAAAGCUGCUCAAUGCUCGAGUAUAUACACAGAGGAGGAGACCAAGGAUAUGUUCAGCAAAACAACUGUGUCCAUGCCAUUUGGUCGAUUCAAGGGGAAGACUAUCACCAUUUGGGAAAUUAUCAAUUCUGAAUACUUCACUGAGGAUCAGAGGAAGGACCUUCUCCGUCAGUACAAGACAGGCAAAAUCACAAUCGAAAAAAUUAUAAAGAUUGUGAUUACUGUGGCAGAGGAAAAAGAGAAGAAGAAUGAGAUUAACUUUGAUGGUCUGAGAGCACCUGUUCCUGCAACUGAUCUCCUGGAAUCCAAAAUCAUUGAUAAAGACCUCUACAACAAGUUGCACAAGGGCAAUAAAACAGUCAAAGAGGUGUCGGAAAUGGAGCCCGUCCAUAAAGCACUGAAGGGUACAAACUGCAUUGCAGGUGUAGUUAUUGACUCAUCAAAGGAGACAAUGUCCUUCUAUCAAGCUAUGAAGAAAGACAUGAUGAGGGCAGGGCCUGCCUUGAUAAUGCUUGAAGCCCAAGCGGGAACAGGCUAUGUAGUUGACCCUGUGAAUAAUCAGAAGUACACUGUGGAUGAAGCUGUCAAAGCUGGUGUUGUUGGUCCGGAGCUGCACGAAAAACUUCUGUCUGCUGAGCGUGCUGUUACAGGUUACAAAGAUCCUUAUACUGGCAAGACUAUAUCUUUGUUCCAGGCAAUGAAAAAAGAUCUAAUUCCUAAAGAACAAGGAAUCCGACUGCUCGAUGCCCAGAUGACCACCGGUGGCAUAAUUGAUCCAGUAAAGAGCCAUCACAUUCCUCAUGAUGUAGCCUGCAAGAGAAAUUAUUUUGAUGAUGAAAUGAAACAGAUUCUUAACAGCCCUACUGAUGAAACAAAGUGCUUCUUUGACCCCAACCAAAAAGAAAAUGUCACAUACUCACAGCUCUUCAAGAGAUGUGUCACUGACAAGAAAACUGGUUUCCAGCUUCUGCCUCUUUCUGACGAAGCAAUCAAUGCAAAGGAUGAGUCGACAUGCACUGAUGCCCAGACAAAGGAGGCUAUGACUCAGGCAACUGUGGAGCUUGACUCUGGACCAUUUAAGGGCAGGAGGAUGACCAUUUGGGAAAUCAUCCACUCUGAAUAUCUCACAGAGGAACAAAGGUUUGACCUGCUCAGACAAUUUAGGUCAGGAAAGCUUACAAUCGAGAAGAUAUUCAAGAUUGUCAUUACAAUCGUAGACGAGAGAGAGUCCAAGAAACAAGAACAGUCCAGCUUCAAGGGACUCAGAGCUCCAGUCCAAGCUAGCUCUCUGUAUGAUUCUAAAAUCAUUGACAAAGCAACCUUUGACCUCCUUCAACAAGGCAAAACCACACCUAAACAAGUCAGUGAAAAUCCCAAUGUCAAUAAAUACCUCCAGGGCUCUGAUAGCAUCGCUGGAAUCUACCUUGAGCCAACCAAGGAGAAAAUAAGCAUUUAUCAGGCUAUGAAGAAAAAGCUACUCAGACAAAACACAGGUAUUUCUCUUCUUGAGGCCCAGGCUGCCACUGGAUUCCUUGUAGAUCCCGUAAGGAAUCAGUUCCUGACUGUAGAUGAGGCAGUAAAGUCUGGUCUCGUUGGUCCAGAGUUGCAUGAAAAACUUCUCUCUGCAGAAAAGGCUGUUACUGGCUAUAAAGAUCCAUACACAGGCAACAAAAUCUCACUCUUUGAAGCGUUGCAAAAAGGUCUCAUCCCGAAAGAGCAUUCCAUGCCACUGAUAGAGGCACAGAUGGUUAGUGGAGGAAUCAUUGACCCUGUAAACAGCCACCGUGUCCCAACUGAUGUUGCAUAUCAGAAGAACAUUUUCAGCAAAGAAAUUGAAAAGACUUUAUCUGAACCUUCUGAAGAAAACAAGGCUUUCACAGACCCAGAAACCAAUGAGAAUGCCACCUACAGACAGCUUAAAGAGAAGUGCCACAAAGAUCCAGAGACAGGCCUUAACAUCCUACCACUCUCCAAGCCUCAGUCUCCUACUGUUGUUGAGAAGACAUACCUCUACACAGAGGAACAAACACAGAGUGACCUGACCACCGCACAGAUUGACAUUCCAAUUGAGGGCCUUGCUGAUAAACCAAUGAACCUCUGGGAAAUCUUGAACUCAAAUCUGCUUCCAGAGGAGGAAAAGCAGAAGCUCAUGGAUAAAUAUCGCUCUGGUGAAAUCACUAAAGAGCGGAUGAUCAUCAUUAUCAUUGAAAUCAUGGAGCAGAGAGAGAUCAUCAUACAUGAUAGUCCACUGUCUUGUAAGACAAUAAGGCGAAGAAUAACAAUGGAAGAGCUCUACAAUGCCCGCAUCAUUGACUUGGAGACAUACAACCUACUGAAACAGGGCAAGAGGGACAUCCAUGACAUAAUGGAGUUGACACAUGUCAAACAGUAUCUGUAUGGCACCGGCUGUGUUGCUGGUGUCACAACAGAAUCAAGCUCCAAGAUAAGUGUGUACCAAGCAAUGAAGAGAGAAUUCCUUGAACCAGAACUAGCCGUCAGCCUCCUAGAAGCACAAGCUGCAACAGGAUUCAUUGUCGAUCCAGUUAAUAAUGAAACACUUACAGUGGAUGAAGCUGUUCGCAAGGGUGUUGUUGGCCCUGAAUUACAUGAUAAACUUUUGUCGGCUGAGAGAGCAGUCACAGGAUACAAAGAUCCGUACAGUGGGAAAAUCAUUUCUCUUUUCCAGGCCAUGAAAAAGGAUCUUGUUCCAGAGGAUUAUGCUAUGAAAAUGCUCGAGGCACAAACUGCCACUGGUGGUAUUAUUGAUCCUGAAUUCCAGUUCCACCUGCCAGCAGACAUUGCCAUGCAAAGGGGUUAUAUCAACAAAGAAACCAACGAGAGACUGACUGACAGUGUUAAAGGAUUUGUUGACCCUGUCACUGAGGAGAAAUUGUCAUAUGCUCAGCUGCUCAAGAGAUGCAAGUUGGAUGGUGGGUUGCGCCUACUUUCUCUGGGAGACAAGAGGCUGAUGAUGAGUGGUAUAAGAGAACAGAUUACAAUUGAGGAGCUGAUCCGCUCUGAAAUAAUUGACCAGGAGACAGUCACUGCACUGAAUGAAGGUCGUAUUACAAUAGAAGAAGUUAGCUCAAGACUAUCGAGGUACCUUGUGGGCACAAGCUGUAUUGCGGGUGUAUUGUUGGAGUCCUCAAAGGAACGUCUAUCAGUUUACCAGGCCAUGAAGAAGAACCUGAUUAGGCCAGGCACAGCAUUUGAACUCCUUGAGGCACAGGCAGCCACAGGAUAUGUCAUUGACCCAAUCAAAAACCUCAAACUGACUGUCCUUGAAGCAGUGCGGAUGGGGAUUGUAGGACCUGAAUUCAAAGACAAACUCCUCUCUGCUGAACGUGCAGUGACAGGAUAUAGAGAUCCUUAUUCGGGUAAGACAAUCUCCCUGUUCCAGGCCAUGCAAAAGGGGCUCAUUUUGCAAGAUCACGGUAUCCGUCUACUGGAAGCCCAGAUUGCCACUGGUGGAAUAAUUGACCCAGAGAAAAGUCACCGUCUGCCAGUUGAGGUGGCUUACAAACGUGGUUUCUUCGAUGAGGAAAUGAAUGAGAUCUUGACAGAUCCAUCUGAUGACACUAAAGGUUUCUUUGAUCCUAACACUGAGGAAAAUCUAACCUACCUCCAGCUCAUGGAGAGGUGCGUCACUGAUCCCCACACUGGCCUGUUGCUUCUGCAAUUAAAAGAAAAGAAGCGGGAAAGUAAGGCCUCUUCCAAAUCUUCAGUUCGUAAGCGCAGAGUUGUCAUUGUAGACCCUGAAACAGGCAAAGAAAUGACUGUGUAUGAGGCCUACAGGAAGGGACUCAUUGACCACCAAACCUACCUGGAGCUUGCUGAGCAGGAGUGUGAAUGGGAAGAGCUCACAUUGACCGCCUCUGAUGGUACUGUCAAAUCCAUUAUCAUUGACAGGAGGUCGGGGAGACAGUAUGAUGUUGAGGAGGCUCUUUCACGUGGCCUCAUUGACAAGAAUGCCCUUGAAACAUACCGUUCUGGAAACCUGUCCAUUACAGAAUUUGCUGAAAUGCUUUCUGGAAACAUUGGAGGCACUCGUUCACGCUCAUCUUCCUUUGGUUCCACCGCUGGAUCCACCUACUCCUCUCCCAUGAGCCCCAUACCCUCAAUUAAAACACCUGCAAUCAUAUGGAAUGACCCAGCAGAGGAGACUGGUCCCGUAGCUGGCAUAUUGGACAUAGACACACUGGAGAAGGUGUCUAUCACUGAGGCCAUACACAGAAGCCUGGUAGACAACAUUUCUGGCCAAAGAUUGUUGGAGGCCCAAGCAUGCACAGGAGGAAUAAUUGAUCCAACAACUGGAGAGAGAUUAUCAGUCACCGAUGCUGAAGAAAAAGGCCUUGUGGAUAAAAUCAUGGUUGAUCGCCUCAAUCUGGCUCAAAAAGCAUUCAAUGGAUUUGAAGACCCCAGAACUAAAGUAAAGAUGUCUGCCUCCCAGGCUCUGAAGAAAGGCUGGUUGUAUUAUGAGGCUGGCCAGCGCUUCCUCGAAGUCCAAUAUCUUACUGGUGGACUUAUUGAGCCUGAUGUCGAGGGCAGAGUAUCACUAGAUGAAUCACUCAAGAAGGGCUCAAUCGAUGCCCGCACUGCCCAGAAACUGAGAGAUGUGGGUACCUAUUCUAAAUAUCUAACAUGUCCAAAAACCAAACUGAAAAUAUCCUUCAAAGAUGCAAUGGACAAGAGUAUGGUUGAGGAAGGAACUAGCCUAAGACUUCUGGAGGCCUCCUCACAAUCCAGCAAAGGCCUCUACAGUCCCUACAAUGCCAGUGGCCCUGGAUCUGCUUAUGGCUCCCGAACUGGCUCAAGGACCGGAUCACGAACAGGCUCCAGGAGGGGAAGCAUCGAUGCUGGCACUGGCCUCAGCCUGAACUUCUCAUCUUCUUCCUUCUCAUCCUCCUCAACUGGCUACAGCCGCAGAUUCUGAUUAUCUAGUUCUGUUCCUAACAAUAUCCCAAGAUCCACCCGUACUUAUGCACUUUACAGUUGCAUUUAAAGAGGAAAACAUAGUCACAGUAACAAAGAAAAAAUAUAGUUUAUUUAUUCUGCCCAACAUGUGGUCACAACAAGAAUUUCCAAGGCUAUUAAUUUUUUCGUAUACCACAGAUACCUAAACAUGUGCCUCAUAUAUUGAGAAAUUAUUAGAUAUAAAUAUUAUUUUUCUCUAGUACCAAUUACCAAGUCAGUUUAUAUUUUUUAGGUUUCAGGUUUUUAAGUGACCUUAUAGUUUUCAUUUUUACACACUUUUACAAAAAGUUGUGUACUAGUGCUUUCUGAAACUAUUAUAUACUUUAUGUAUGUCAAAGAGAUAUUCUUCCAGUUUUACUUUGACAAUCAAGGAUAUGUCCAUUUUGUAUCUUUUUCGGCAGUCCUACUUAAUGACAUACUGCUUGUCAACUUAGUUCUAAUGUUUUAAACAGAUUCUAAGAAAUCAUAGAUGCCUGCACAUUUCUGAAUGUUUGUAUGGUUAUGGUUUUAUGUUUAAUGUCACCUGGGUAGUGUAAGAAUAUACCCAGUAAGAAUACACCUGUUAUGUUAGACAAUACAAAAUAAGACACAACACUAAAUAAACCCUAAUUCCAGAAUUAGACAAAUUGCAGACCAUUCAGAAAAAGUUUCACAAUUAUUUUGUAAUUAUGCUCUUAUAUUUUGUAGAAUUGUGUAACCUUGGGGUUCAUUACACCAUUGUUUUAAACACUCCAAGUUUUAGAUUCUUUAUAUGUACCAUCAGUCAAGUGUUCCUGGUUAAUCCCGAGAUGAUGUCAGAGUUGAUCCUGCUCUGCCACACAGACCUGCAUCCUGUUAUUUUUUGUCCUUCUGCCUCAGUCCCUCAGAAUCUAUCGUACGAGCACAGAUACUCAUUUGGCCGAAGCAUCCAAUCCCAUCAACUUGGAUGGAUUUGUGAGUCCACGUCCUCACGCAGUCACACAGAUCUGCCAUUGAGUAUGUCCAUUCUUCUCUAUUGCACAUCACAUUUGAAGAAAGCUGAGGCAACCUGACACCAUCUUGGGAUAACUUUCUUGGAACACCUUCAUUUUUCAUAUAUUUAUUACUUGAUUACUAAUAGUUAUAUAUGUGUUGUCAUAUCCUGAUGUUUUAGAGAACACUCCCAAAUCAUAAACACAUCUGCAUGUUUAUUAUUUUACUUUCAUUUGAAUUUUAUUUCUUCUUGGUAUAUUUUUGUAUUAUCUCUCUGUAAAUUCAACCCUACCAAAGUGCUACAAGGAUAUAUUUGGAGAAUUGACAUGGUUGAUACAGCAUCACAUUGCAUGAAUGAAUGUAUUCAAUUAAAUGUUCUUAUUUCAGUUGACAUUCUGCCUUAGAUGUCCUUUGCAAACUAAACAAAGGGCUUAAAGCUUAAUUUUGCCAAGUUACUUUUCUGCAUUUCUGUUAUGUAUCUCUGAAAUGUUUUACCUUUGUAAAUCUUUACAUUUUGUUUUCAAAACGUUUUUUGAUAUAUCUUGAAUUUGCCUUGCAUGUUUUAAUAACCUCACAAAGGAUUUUUGGCAAAGAAAUGUUGAUGUAAAAUAACGAGAACUGCAGAUGUAACUGACUGAGCAGUAUAUCGCUUUAACAAUUGAACUGGUUUGUUUAUGCUUAUGGGGUAUAUUUUGCUUUGAAUGAUGUGGUGAGUGGAUUCUGUUGUAAGUUCUGAACAUUAACACUAUGUUGUAAAUAAAUAUGCUCUAAAGAGA